Staurois parvus is the source of this 245-nucleotide messenger RNA. The record is from the annotation of a GenBank genome assembly. Lineage: Eukaryota; Metazoa; Chordata; Amphibia; Anura; Ranidae.
AUAAACGGCCUCCCUGCCCCCUGCUUGUGCGCGCUCCCUGGGAGCUCGCAGCACCGUGAUCCGGUGCCCGCUGUGUCCUCCCCCGAUCAUGUGAUCACUGAUUGGCCAAUCAGUGAUCACUUGUGACAUCAUUGCUUACUACGUGUGAAAUCUGUGAAUGAUCACAGAGGUCACAUGGUACAAGGCUAUUCACAACAGCCUUGUACCAUGUGACAAGCUGUGACCAAUCACAGCUCACUCAGUAC